AUGUGGAGUUUGGUUUUUAUCUUGCAAAUAAAUACGGCGUUUUGUAUAAAGGAACAGGAGGCGGGAAAAAAUGCACACUCUCGGACAAGUGUUGUAUUACCCGAUGUAGAUAGUAAUGGCGACACCAACAGACCUUUAGACCUUCUAUCAAGUCCAAAUGAAGCGAAAGACUACUUUCUCCCCCCGGUUUUCCCUCACAACGAUGACGUAGACGAGGAUGACGACGAAGAAGAAGAUCACUCUUAUUUAGAUUACGAUUAUGAUCACAAGGAAAUCAAUUACAAAGAUUCACCUGACAUAGCAACAGUUAAAAGCGACUCUCAGGAAGUACUACCGAUAGAUGAUAAAAUACCGUUACAUACCGCUAAAGAUAAUUUGCCAGUUUUUCUUUUGGAACCAGAAAAUACCUACGUCGUUAAAAAUAAACCGGCAACGCUUAAAUGUCGCGCCGCUAAUGCCUUAGAAGUAUAUUUCAAAUGCAAUGGCAUUAAAACCGAAGCUCUUAAUUUUGAAUUCGUGGAUCCCCAAACCGGCGUCAGGAUUAUAGAAGGCGAGUAUAAAGUAACGAGAGAACAGGUCGAGGAAUACUUUGGUACGGAGAAGUACCAAUGUUCCUGCUUCGCCUGGACGAGUCGUGGCCAGAUAAGGAGUCAGCCAGCGACUAUAGAACUCGCUUAUAUAAAGAAGCACUUCUCAGCGUCUCCCCAAUCCCAGUUGGUGAAGCAGUAUUCUCCUGUAACAUUUCGUUGCGAGGCUCCUCCAGCGGCUCCCUUCGCCCAGGUCUACUGGCUGAAGAACGGAGCUCCUAUAGCCGUCGAUGACAACGUGCAUAUCAAUAAGGAAGGAGAUCUUGUUAUCAAGCAGGCCUCUCUUCUGGAUAUGGCGAACUACACGUGCGUCGCUGAGAACCUAGCCGGCAAACGGCUAUCCGAGCCGGCUCUCCUCACUGUGUUCGUGAACGGCGGCUGGUCCUCAUGGUCCACGUGGUCCGAGUGUUCGUGUGCUGGCGGUGGCAGGCGUCGAGAGAGGACCUGCACCCACCCUCGCCCUCUCAACGGUGGACAACCUUGUUCUGGACCCGCGGUGCAAAAAACACCUGACUGCACUCAUUGUGAAUUAGAUGUCUACGUCGAUACUUUAGAUGAGUUGGCUGAUGAAUCAGCUGAUGUCGUGUUAGGUCACUGGUCACAGUGGUCAGAGUGGUCAUCCUGUGACACGGACUGUCUUCGUUCUCGACGUCGUCGUUGUGUUUCUGGACCCUGUCGUGGCCGCGACGCACAACUGGCCCCCUGCCCGUUAUGCGUACGGACUGCUAAUGCGCAUGCGCAUGGAGCAUCAUACUGGCCGCUCCUGAUUGCCCUGUCAAUAGCGUUUCUUAUAUUCGUUGUGGUUGUUGUACUCGGAAUAAAGUAUAUGAAGAUGAAAAUUGCUGAGAACUCUCCCUACGUGAAGCCUCCUCCGGGUACGAAUUACUUCGGUAACGUUAUAAAGAGGACUCUUACAAAUCAACCGGACUUGACGAUACACGAAGAGUUUCACACGAUGGAUUCAAGACGACCAAACAGACAGAAUACCAUCAGCAAUAGAAACGAACACUUGUAUGAGGUCCCGCAAUUGGCUAACAGCUACAUCGCGCCAAUAGAUCACGAGGUAAGAAACCUUGGAGUGGAGACAUUCGCUUGCAAGGACAAAGAGUCAGACCGCUCUGACUCAAGCUGUUUCUUAAGCUCGGGCUCGUCAUAUGGAAAUGAAAGUGUAGAAAUGUCACCAUCGCUCAAAAAUAACGCGUCUGUUAAUUCGAAAUUUUUAAAUUGUCAAUAUUUAGAGACUGCUACGUCCAAAAUUGUAAACGGUGACGGGGAUUGGCUAAAUUUGGAUAAAUGUGGGGUCAGAUUAUAUAUUCCGGACGGUGUGGUUGAGAAAGGCGAAGAGUUAUUCUCUAUUGAGGUCACAGACGAAGAGUGGAACAAGCCGCUUCUACAAGAAGGUGAAACACAACUAAGUCCAAUAAUUCGAUGCGGGCCGAAGAAUGUACAUUUCUGCAAGGCAAUGAUACUCACAUUCCCUCAUUGCGUAGCCUUGAAGAACUCUAGCUGGAUACUGUCAAUACUUCAGAAGCCCGAAGAAAUCAACUCGAGAGAAUGGAGGAAGGUCCUGACAUUAGGGCAGGAAACCCCGGGAAGCCCCAUAUUCGCUCAAGUCGACCCUUUAAAAGUGUACAUCGUGUGUGAAUUUCUUAGUGACUUCGUUCUAAUCGGUAGAAGCUUUAAUGCUCUGGAUGCCAAAUUGUUGAAAGUAGCUCUUUUUCUUGGUAAACGUUCUGACGGCUACUACAACCUGCACGUACACGCGUUUCAUGACACUCCUUAUGCCUUGUACGAAUGUUUCGAAAGUGAGAGACGUACGGGCGGGCUUCUUCUCUGUGAUCCGAAAACUAUUUAUUUCCAAGAGAAUUGCUCUGAUCUGUGUGUCAAUGUUCGGGAUGUGGGAGUGGGAUGGAAGAUUCAAUCAGGAAAUAAAUAUCAGGAGCUUCCCUUUUCCCAACUAUGGAAUAUGAAUGUCCGAUCUCUGCAUUGCCUUUUUGUCUUACAGCAGGUUGAUGCUAUAAAUUGUUUAGAUUUAAACGUCACGGUAUACCAAAAACAGAGGCAGUCGAAUUCGGUAAAUUUCAAUUUGAAAACAAACGAUUUUAAUUCGAAUCUGAAUUGUAAUAAACGAUUCAGCUACUCGGGCGUAGAAAUUGGUUACAGCGUUAAUAUCCUCGAGAAUCCGUUCAAUUAUUCAUCGUUAUCGAAAAAAGAGGCCAGAUAUGAUUUCGUUUACAGAAACAGUUUGCGUAGGAACAGUUACAGUUUGGAUAAUAAUUGCUACAGAACAAACGUUCUGACCAAGUCUGAUAGGGUGAUACUCUGCAAGUUGUUAGAUUGUCAAACGACUAAAGGUAACGACUGGAGGUUGCUCGCGGAAAAACUAAAGUUAACGUCCUUCUAUUAUUAUUUCUCUAACACUUGUUCUCCGACUGAGAAUAUAUUGAAUCUUUGGUUAUGUAGAAACAACGAUGUCAAUAUGUUAGUUAAUUUAUCUCGGAUAUUUAGAGAGAUGUCAAGGAUAGAUUGCGCGACUGUUAUUGAAAGGCGCUGUUUUCCUAAUUAG
Danaus chrysippus (African queen) is the source of this 3153-nucleotide messenger RNA. The record is from the annotation of a GenBank genome assembly. NCBI's taxonomy places the organism in Eukaryota, Metazoa, Arthropoda, Insecta, Lepidoptera, Nymphalidae.